CGUCGAUAGAGGACCGUUGCUACAACUUCUCAUUCGGUUCUCUUCAUCCCGUGUUUCUCUUACUAUCAAACAUUGUGUCUUUACAGAUAACUUAUCUCCGAACUAUAGUGUGCCUGGACAAAUGUGGUACAAAUUGUGUUUAGUAGCGUUAAUACUUAUUUUCUAUAGAGUGUGUGGAGGAAGAAGGAUGACAAACACAAAUAGAAAGGGACCACAGUUCAUACACGAGCCACCGAAACAAGUAGAAUUUUUAAAUACCACAGGUACAGUGAUACCCUGUUCGGUUUAUGGGAAUCCCACUCCAAUUGUAAAAUGGGUUACCGAAGACGGAGCUUCUGUAACAGAUGUCCGUGGACUAAGGCAUAUCCGUUUAGAUGGUACUUUAGUCUUCCACCCUUUUCGUGCCGNGCUGAACAUGGCUAGUAAGAAAGGCAUAACAGAAUUCGAAGUCACAUCUGUACGUUGGGUAGCAUCUGAGGCCUUUGGCGAUGUGCCAACAACUGAAAUGUCCUCGUACAUCCAACCAAAAGCUGUAACAGUAUAUUUGUCACAUAUAAUGCUCAGAUAA
This is a messenger RNA of Centruroides sculpturatus (bark scorpion), 568 nucleotides long. RefSeq lists its product as uncharacterized. Lineage: Eukaryota; Metazoa; Arthropoda; Arachnida; Scorpiones; Buthidae. The record is from RefSeq and is a predicted model, not a curated record. The coding region runs from base 122 to 568 and encodes 148 amino acids. The transcript has 3 exons.